AUGGAGACGCCGUACCAUGGCGACGGUGGGAACAUGGUCGGCGGUGACAGGUUUCCCAUCGGCAGUGAUGAAGCGAACAUGAUACGUCAUAUUCCACUCCCUAUCGACGACUCCAGCCUGCAGGCCGACCAGGCGUCGAUUCCGAUGGCCCUCGAACAAAAAAUCGAGAGUUGGUCGACGUCAGAAAGAGACAUCACCCCGGAUGCACCCACGUACACUCUUUCACCACCUCGUCCUCUUCUUCACCGUCAUCAGUCCGAACCGGUGCGUGCUUCCGCAGUUUCCCCCGAGCCGGAGUCGAGCAGCUACGCCGCAUCGGAAAGGAUAACCGCCGAGCUGCCCGAUGUGCCGCCUCCCCCCCGCAGUGAAGCGUUCGUGGGCCCCGAGGACGCGAGACCAACCGCCGAGCCUCUCGAGCCUGCUGCUGUCGAGCCGGCUUCUGUCGAACCUCCUACUGCCGGACCUCCUGUUGCCGAAUUCAACCCCGCUGCCGAGCCUCUCCUCGUCGAAACCCUUGCUAUCGAGCCGGCUUCUGUCGAACCUCCUGCUGCCGACCCUCCUGCUGCCGACCCUCCUGCUGCCGACCCUCCUGCUGCCGAUCCUCCUGCUGCACCGCCUUUCGCUGCCGGACUUCCUCCUGCCGAAUUUCUCGCUGCCGGACCUCCCGCCGCCGAGCCUCUUCCUGUUGCCGAAUUUCCCGCUGCCGGAACACUCACGGUCGACCCUCCUGCUGCCGAAUUUCUCGUUGCCGGACCUUCCGCAGUCGACCCUCCUGCUGCCGAAUUUCUCAUUGCCGGACCUCCCACCGUCGACCCUCCCACAGUCGACCCUCCUGCUGCUGAGCCUCGCGCCACCUCCUCGUUGCUGAAAGCGCCGACGUCUCUUGGCCAUUCAACUGGCGGUAGAUUUCAAGGCAAAGAUGUCACCUUGACGCAAACGCUUCUCCCGGACCGAGGUCCACUGAUGCCUGCCAUCGACGAGGGCGAGCGUGUUUUCAAGGACCUGCAAGCCGAGUCGCGCAGCCGUGAGCACAUUGACCACGACUACGACGACGUCCACGGCCACCGCAUACUGCGACUCAAGCCAACCAAGGCUCAAUGGCAAAACUUCACCACCGUGCUCGCCUACGCCAGGGAGCUCGGCGCCGACCGCGACGGCUGCUUCAAAGUCUCCAUCCCCGAAUGCCUGCGCGAUGAGCUCCCGAGAAAAGCGGUGGUGAAAGAGGCGGCGAACGCGUACAGAAUAAAGCAGAUCAGGAAGACGACCUUCUGGCAGGUCAGCACCGUGCCGUCCAAUGGCCAGUUUUGCUCCUCCAACCCGGAUCCCGACUUCUCCACCAGCGUGGACGCGGCCAUCAAGCAGCUCAGGAAGAUUUUCCGGGCCAGCAAGGAUAGGCAGAUGAGAAGCGUCCGGUACAGGGUCGACGUCCCCGCCUGGACGGCGGAGCAGAGGCGCGCGGCCGGAAUCCCGGAGAGGAGCCCGAUUCAUCCGCUCAAGGGAGACAAGCUCGACUGGACGAAAGCCAUCAUCCCGGGCAUCCACACGCCCUACGUUUACGAGAGCGGCUCGCACUUUGGCGCGACCUUUCAGAUUCACGCCGAGGACUUUCGACUCGCUUCCCUCAACCAUCUGUACAAGGGUCGCAAGAUCUGGAUCGUCGUCCCCGCCACGGCCGUCGACGUCGCCGAGAAGGCCCUCGGCCGGGGACAGGGUUGUUCGCAGUUCAUGCGCCACCGUGCCGAGUUCGUCUUCCCCGACAAGCUGGACAAGCUCGGGAUCCCGUAUCGUCUCGUCGACCAGCGGCCCGGCGAGACGGUCGUCAUCCUACCGGACGCGUACCACGAGGGUUUCAGCACCGGCUACACCAUCGCCGAGGCCAAGAACUACGCCGACGCCAACUGGGAUGCUCAUUCGUAUCAGCCGUGCGACGAGAGAUGCAAGCUCGUCACGGCCAUCCCCGAGGCGCUGAUGCGGCUCGUCGGGGAAGGCGAGGAGAGGCUGGAUUUGUGUCGCGCCUACGGAACCGGAAUCGAAGCCGUCGUCGUGCCAGAGCCAGCCGUCGCGAACAAACGACCUCGCGACGAACCGGGAGACGGCAGAGACGGAGCAGUGCCUUCGUCGGAGUUUGGCGCCUGCGGCGAGGAAUGGGGUACGAAGCGAAUGAAGCGAAUGGAUGAAUGCUAUCCGGUAUGA
Messenger RNA from Drechmeria coniospora, 2193 nucleotides. RefSeq names its product Lysine-specific demethylase 4B. Gene Ontology annotation, cellular component: nucleus. The coding region runs from base 1 to 2193 and encodes 730 amino acids. The transcript has a single exon. The record is from RefSeq and is a predicted model, not a curated record. Gene Ontology annotation, molecular function: histone H3K9 demethylase activity; histone H3K36 demethylase activity. Gene Ontology annotation, biological process: chromatin remodeling. Lineage: Eukaryota; Fungi; Ascomycota; Sordariomycetes; Hypocreales; Ophiocordycipitaceae.